AUGGCCAAUUCACAGUAUGAAUACGUCAAGAGCUACGAGAUACCUGACCCGCUUAUGCCGAACACAUUUGCCGUGAUCCGGGUUGACGGGCACGCGUUCACCAAGUUCUGCCAUGCGCACCAGUUCGAGAAGCCAAACGAUAUCCGCGCGCUGGACCUCAUGAACCGCGCUGCCAAGGCCGUGAUGCAGGAAUUCCCGGACAUUGUCUUGGCAUUUGGCGAGAGCGACGAGUACAGCUUCCUCAUGCGACGAGAUGCGAGCGUGUACGGCCGGCGGCGGAGCAAGAUCAACUCAACAGUCGCGUCCAUCUUCACUUCCAACUACGUGUUCUACUGGAACGAGUUCUUCCCCAACACUCCCCUCAGGUACCCGCCAACUUUUGACUCGCGCGUCGUCCUCUACCCCACCGCCAAAGAGGUGCGCGACUACUUUUCGUGGAGGCAGGUCGACACUCACAUCAACAACCUCCACAACACGUGCUAUUGGGCGCUGCGGCAUGAUGGCGAGUCGGGCACAGAGGCGACCAAGCUGCUCGAGGGCACAUUCUCAGAUAACAAGAACGAGUUGCUGUUCACGCGCUUCAAGGUCAACUACAACAACUUGCCAGAGUACUUCAAGAAAGGGAGCGUGCUCGUACGCACCGACCCAAGGCUGACGAAGGGACCCUCAAAACGCGAUGUGCCUUUAUCGCAAUGUACAGAAACUUCAGGCCCAACCGAGCCCUCAGGCUCUGCCAUCGCCGAGGCAGACCUGUCGGCGCCAUCACUUCCAGGCCCCGAAUCACCAGCAGUGGCGAAGAAGAAGGAGAGGAAGAAGAAACCUCUCAAGCCGUUCGACGGGCGGUCAGGUCCGAUAACCAUCCUCCACACCGACAUUAUCAAAGAGAAGCCGUUCUGGGAAGAGCGGCCAUGGCUCCUUGAAUGA
Molecule: messenger RNA, 924 nt
Organism: Cutaneotrichosporon cavernicola
Lineage: Eukaryota; Fungi; Basidiomycota; Tremellomycetes; Trichosporonales; Trichosporonaceae
Gene: THG1
Exons: 5
Coding region: 1-924 (307 amino acids)
Biological process (GO): tRNA modification
Molecular function (GO): magnesium ion binding; tRNA guanylyltransferase activity
Source: RefSeq, a predicted model, not a curated record